GUAUUUGCUUCCAACAGGAGAAAAGCGUUGCGGGCGACUCUCUGCAAAAGUUUGGUGUAUCGUGAAAAAGUAAUAUUUUUUGCGUGAAUUGUUUUAUAAAAAUGUGUGCCAUCGAUAGCUAAGUGAAGUUACACAACUCUGAACUUAAUUUUAAUUGGUAUUUCAGAACACUUUUGCGGAAAAGUGUAAUUUUCAAAAGGCAUAUUUUGUCGGCAGAUAAAAAACAAAUAUGGCGCCUUUGCCGGAGGACGAAAUUACAUUGCACCUCGAGUACUGGGCCGACGAGUUGAGUCCCGCUCAGAAAGCAGCGUACGAAAAAGCGGAAAAAGAGCACAAUGAUAUUCGCAACAAGUUGAAAGACAUUGUGAAGGAUGCUGGCGGGAAGAAUAUUUUCUCCGGAGAAGUGUUCACCGCAUACCAAGUGUUGGGCCCAGUUCCCGGCUUGGAACAAAUAUCGAAACCAAUCACUUCUCUGCCGAAGAAGAAACCACCUCCGUCGCCAGGCUCGUCCCUACCUGCAACACCAUCAUUAUCCAUGAAGCGGGUUGCAUCACCCACAGGACUAGAUAGUGGCAAAAGGAAGAGCCGCAGGUCGGAGUAUAAGCCUGAAGAGGAAGCUGGUCCUUCGGCAGAUUUCGUUGCGGACGACGAUGAUGAAGAAUACAUUCCACUGUCUAAGCGACUAGAAAUGAAGAAGAAAGAAAAAGCGGCGCGAGAAGCGGCCGCUAAGGAGACCAAAAAGCGAGAAGAGAAAAAAAUGCUCGAGAAAAAGGUGGAAACGAAGCCUCUCAAGAAGCAGGACAAACCUCAGAGCAUUACAGCCAGCAAUGUACGACCAACGGAGGCUACUUCCAUUGGGGGUUUGUUGGUCGGUGGAGAUAAGGAGAAGAAAAAGAUUACAGCAGAACCGACGGCUAUUGUCGAUCUUACGAAGGAUGAUUCGGGCAAGCCGGCUGCUGAUUCCCGAGAAAUAUCUUUCAGUAAAAUUCAAGGCAAGACUUUCCCGUCACUGGUGGUUAUUGCGAGGCCUUCACUGCGUUCAUCCGAGAAGGCCCCUGCCGAUCGCCCUCAGUUGGAUGCGAAAGUUAAAAAUGUCCUCAUGCACACAGCCACCAAGUUCACCGAGUGGCUAAUCCAACAGGGAUUGGUUAAAUCGGAACAAUUCUGUCAGAUUCAUCGGGGUACAGCACUGAAGCUCGGAAUGUACUCGGAUGCGUCUAAAUUCCCCUACUCGGGAGGGUAUGUUUGGAUCAGCGAGUGCUGCCCUACGAGAUUUAUUUCCGUCUUCAACGGGUCACUGUUCGAGGGUUCGAUGCAUCCUCCGUCGGUUAUCCUUAAACUGAUUUAUCACUGGAGCUGUCAGACGAAUGUUUCGAAUGUGGUCAACUGGGUCAAAGUUGAUAAUCUGUACGUGAAGGGGCUGUACACCUGGUUGCGGUCGGUCUGCACGGUUGCACUCAGUCACCACAUGAAGCUACUGGGCGGCAUUGGGAAGAAAAUAGAAGUUGGGGUCAUUUCACUCGGUACUACGACACAGGAUGGUCAGCAACGCCAGGUUAAGGUAGAGGUUCUCGGCGUGCUUGAUCCUGAGGCAAAAUUGGUGCGUUUACGGGCCGUUGAACCGCUCAGCGAUGGUGAGCGCAAUUAUAAGAAACGAUUCUCGAAGAUUUUGGAACCACUUAGCGGAUGGGUCCACAAAGACAGCGUUAUUCUGACCGACCUCACUGUCGAUAAAGGAACGUUGAAUAACAUGGGCUAUAAGAUUGUCCAACAGGUAUCGCCUUCAGAGGCGAGCGGUAAACACAGCAAUGCUAACAUUAUGGACUAUUUGCGCCGCAUUGUACCGCGCAUGUUUCAAAAUACACUAUCGCUGUUAUCGCGCCAAAUAAUUCAGCAGUUUUUGAACGAAUUGGUUUGGCGUGAAUCGUUCGGUAAUUCGCCUGGCCAAGCGUUCGACAAUAUUGUGACACAUAUCGCCGAGCAGACGCGUAUCGAGACCAGGGAUGCUUUGGUGACGAGGAUGAAUAAGGCCGCAGCGGACCCGUUUAAACAUUGGACUUAUGCAGUUGAGCCUCAUACAACACCCAAACCGUCCGGCGCCAAGAGAGGUCGGAAGCCUAAGGAACCAUCACCUCCACCGCUGACUUCAGGGGCUCCCAAGAAAAUUUUACUGAACAAGCUGAAACGAGAAGAAGCCGUAGCCAUAGCCGCAGCUGAAGCAAAAUCGCAACCUUUGGCGAAAAAAUCUCGCACCGUUGUUGAGGAAAAGGAAGAAUUGCUUCCCCUCGAACUGUACUACUACGGUCAGUAUGAUACUUCCGAGGUGAAGGAAGGAGCCGAACCGGCCGCUUUCAGCGUCACUUGCCCCGAGUGUCCAACAACUUUCCGAAACAAUUGCGACUUCCAGGAGCAUCUCUUCAGACACGCGUAUCCCAUUCCCGAUGGGCAAUAUCAAUGCCGCUACUGUCUCGAAAAUUGGGCAACCGAGGAAGUACUGAAGAAACAUACCGUGCUGAUCCAUUCUCUCGAGACGAAAAAUUCGAUUGCUUCCACGUACAACUGUUUAAUUUGUGAGCAACGUUUCGGAACCAUCCAAAUGUUGACCACCCAUCUGCAGAAGAUCCAUCUGCAGCUCGAGCUACCAUACAAAUGCGCCGGAUGCGAUUUCAAAAGUUCCUCGCAUCAUUUGACGAUCGACCACUUCUACAAGAAACACAACCGCUCGGGCUUGAUACAGUGUCCGUUCUGUCUGAAAAUGGCACUGGUUUGCAACACUGACGGUCCAAUCGCGGAGAACGUUAGCGACUUCAUGAAGCAUCUCAAGAUGCACUUCAACAAGACGAUUGUGAAGAAGUGCGGCAAGUGUGCGCUCAGUUUCGUCUCGCGAGGUGCACUUAAGAUGCACACGUUAUUUGCGCACGUAAUGACCUCGCCAGGGCCGACUGUUAAGCCAAUCACCAGAUCGCUGACUAUUAUAAGCAAACCGAAGGCUAAAAGACCGACCCAAAGAGAAUUGACCCAAUUUAAGACACUGGAGUCGUAUGGACACGUAACGUUGAACAUGGCCUGCGGCAAGGUUUGCCUUGAGUGCGACAACGAUUUUGACGAGGAUGAUCACAUGAUCGGCUUGUCGAAAUGCCUCAAGUGCUCCUAUCAGACGGCUUGUCUACCGUCGAUGGUUGGUCACACUGCUGCGUGCAAUACGAACCCUACGUCCGAUUAUCCCGUGUUUCCGCUGGACAUGGAAAUGCAUUGCAUUUGUGGCUUUUCUUCCUCAGACGGAAACGCUUUGGCGCGUCACUUGGUGACAUGCGAUCGGAAGAGUGUAUAUCCAACGGUGGAAGCAUGUCAGGAGAACACGGUGAAAAGAAACAUGCUCGACAUGCUCGGAUUGGUUCGUCGCGAAGACGAAGCAGUGGUAGAGACAGAGGAGUCAUUCGAGCAGACCCCAACCGCAAUUGAGGAAGAAGUGACCGGUAGUGAAAAUGUUUCUUCAGAUCAGCCGUUAGCAGCUGCUUAUUCUGGCAGUAACGCAUCAGUUGCGUACGAUCCGUCGCAAUCGCUUUACAACAUCGCUGGGACUGGAAACGAGCAGUUCAAUACACAGCUCUCGCUGGAUGAUUUGGGACCGCCAUCAGUGCUGGCACAGCAGCAGCAAGACAACGAUCGAACUCCACAGCUGAAGGAUGAUUAUCAGUCCCUUGCAACUCCACGAGUCUCCAAUAUGGAAACGGAUCAGGGCGAGUUUGAUAACCAGGAAGGUGGGUUCUGAGUUGACUGAGCGUAGAUUCUUCUCUCAUAUUAUCGAUCCACUGCUACUAUAUUACUAGUACUUAUAUAUGCAAUGAUAUUCAUAGGUUCGUCGUAAUGCCAAGACUAAUUAUUUAGUUAUAUAUCCCUUGACGGAACUAUUCAUCUAAUUAACGCGAAAUUAUCCAUAUGCAUCUUGAUAUGCUAAAAAUUAUAAACUUUAUUUUAUUUUCUGAUUUCGCCACUUCGGUUUGUCGUUUCAAUAUAGGGGAGAAUAUCCGUAUCAAA
Toxorhynchites rutilus septentrionalis is the source of this 4038-nucleotide messenger RNA. RefSeq lists its product as uncharacterized. Gene Ontology annotation, molecular function: DNA-binding transcription factor activity, RNA polymerase II-specific; sequence-specific DNA binding. Gene Ontology annotation, cellular component: nucleus. Gene Ontology annotation, biological process: regulation of transcription by RNA polymerase II. Lineage: Eukaryota; Metazoa; Arthropoda; Insecta; Diptera; Culicidae. Bases 230 to 3772 code for a protein of 1180 amino acids. The record is from RefSeq and is a predicted model, not a curated record. The transcript is spliced from 7 exons.